AUGUCGGAUGUAAUGCGCGCUCUUCGAAGCCUAGGGCACAUUGUCGAGCUCAUUGGGGGUAUUAAGGAUCUUGUCGAGCGUUUGGCAAUAACUGACGAGAAUGACGAGAGCUCCCCAAGUAAAUGGGACCUCGUUUACAAUGACAGUGAAGGGUUUAUUGGAACUGCUCGAGAAGCUCAGAUUCCGGGAUUACUUGAAGCAUAUGGUAUUCCCUUUACUUGCGCCAGCGCAGCGACCUAUGCGGUUUGUUUGGAUAAAGGGUUGACGAAAUUGACUUUAGAGCUGUUCGGGAUCCCGACAGCCCCGUUUGCCAUUGUCCAGAAUGGCGGGAUUGGAAAUGCAAGCGAACAAGCUCUGCGCGCAAUCAAGCAAUCAAAGCAUGGGGAGAAACUACUACAUUCAUUCCCUCUAUUUGCGAAGCCGGCUGCCGAAGGAACUUCCAAGGGGGUUCUCACGAGCAGUAAAAUCCAUGGUUUUGAGGAAUUAGGAACGAGCGUAGAGAUUCUAUUUAAGAAAUACCCCCGCCAGGAUAUAAUCAUUGAGAGUUUUCUUAAUGGUCGAGAGUUUACUGUGGGUAUCAUUGGAACUGGGGUGAAAGCCCGAGUUUUGGGUGUUCUCGAAAUAUGUUGGCAUAACCGACACACCGUCGACACCUCAACUUUGGAGGUAAUCACAACCAAUGACCGCGGGAUAAGGAUUCUACCAGAAGAUAUGGUUGACUUCUGCACUUUCAACCUUAAAGUUGGUCACGGCUCACAUAAUCUCCAAUCGGUGCCGGAUCCAAAGGACCCGGAGGUAAUCAAAGCUUGUGAGAUUGCUUUGCAGUCGUGGAGGCUUCUAAAGUGCCGCGAUCUGGGAAGAAUCGAUGUGCGCUCCGACAAGUUUGGCCCGGAUGCAAUGCCGUGUAUUAUUGAGGUUAAUCCGUUGGCCGGUCUUAUUCAAGGGGCGUCUUCUCUUGUGACCAUUGCUGAAAACGCCGGCCUAUCGUAUCAAGAUUUAAUUGGGGCAGUCGUUGAGAGCGCAGCUGAGCGUAUUAGACCAACAAUGACCCAACAGAUUCAUGUAUAA
Messenger RNA from Orbilia oligospora ATCC 24927, 1068 nucleotides. RefSeq lists its product as uncharacterized. Lineage: Eukaryota; Fungi; Ascomycota; Orbiliomycetes; Orbiliales; Orbiliaceae. Gene Ontology annotation, molecular function: D-alanine-D-alanine ligase activity; metal ion binding; ATP binding. The transcript has 3 exons. The record is from RefSeq and is a predicted model, not a curated record. Gene Ontology annotation, biological process: peptidoglycan biosynthetic process. Bases 1 to 1068 code for a protein of 355 amino acids.